GUAAUAUACCAUCUUAUUUUAAUAUACCACUACUGCUGAGAUAAACUGACAAAUAAUUUUUAAACAACUCUCAUAGCUUGUAAUAGUGUGUUUAAACAGGACUUCUGUACACUGUCUAAUAUUAGCAAGACUAAACAUUAGUUACUAUGUAGGAACACAAGUAGUGUAUCAUGAGAUCAAAAUCAAAUAUAGAAAAUCACUAUCUUGUAACCAAUAUUCAAAAUCAUGAUCUUUGAUUGUUCAAUACUCACAAUAUAUGAACGUUUAUUUAUACUUUAUGACUGAAGCACCAUUAUGGAAAUACAGUAAUCAAUGAGCCUCUUUCUAGUGUAUAAAAUUUACAUACUUGAAACUGAGAAAUCCAAAUGGUAGUACAACAACAUGCUACCUCACACCAAUGUAGCAGAGCGCUUAUGAGUGACUAUAGCAGGAACUGCCUGGUGCAGAGCAGCAGCAUCCCAAGAUCCUCCCACAGGAUCAUCAGCUUCUCCUGGAGCAGGUGAUCCCUUCAUGACUUCCAAGGGCUGGCAAGUAUAGAGUCCAAGAGACGCAGUGCUAGAGAUGGUUUGCGACAGUGGCGGGUCAUCACGACCUCCAAUUUUGCUCUCAUUAAUUCUGACAGUGUUGGGAGUGGAGGCAGUGGGAGGUCAAUACGUGGUCAACCAUUGUUACUGCUUCUCUGACGGCUUCGACGCCAACAUUACCGCUGCCAUCGCAAAGUUUCCCCCACAAAACUCGCUCAUCUAUCAAUAUACUGGCGCCUUGUACAACAAGUAUAGCAGUUUUGUUCCAUGUCAGUGUGCUGAUGUAACGAGGGUCCAGACAACAGUUGUGAUGACCAACACCAGCAUAAUGGCAGCAGCCAACGCUACCAUAGUGCCAUCCAACGCCAGCGCUGCAGCAGUACGGAACGCAACCCAGACCACCACGCUGCUCCUCAUCAACCUCUCUACCAAGAUGAUGACUGUGCAGUUGCCACAGAUGAGGCAGCUGGUUCCUUCCCUUAACAGUACCCUCAUAUCUGGCCAGUACUACAACCUGACCAACGUCACUGCCACAGCUGCAAAUUUCAACCUCCAGUUCGUUCUCAGAGGUCGCAACGCAAGUCUCUCCGACCAGGUGUGUGCUGGGCUGGUGGCUGUCUUCUCCAACGAUACCUCGGUCAACCUCACUUCCAGCAACUGCACAGUGGUGGGGUGUAACCAGACUUCUCCGGCACCACCUACCAAUGGUAACCUGACCUCCACUGGCACUUUAGCAGGUGCCACAGCCACUUACACCUGCAAUGCGGGUUACAGGCUGAGUACUCUUACUAAUGAAGUAGUAUCAGUGUGUGAUCACAACACCACUACCUGGACCCCACUACCUGCCAACCUCUCCUGUCCUCUAGAUAUGAGGUGUAAGGGAAGCCCACCACCUAUCCCACAAUUUAUGGUCAACAACUGGGACAGAGUGACGAGGGAACAAGGCACGCAGAUCACAUACACUUGUCAAAUCAGCUACAGGUUAGCAAGGAGAAGGGAUGAUGGGAGUCGGGAUGAUGGGAAAGUAUUGAGGCAGGGAGAGGGAGGGUGGAAGGGAAAGGAAAAAAUAGAGAAGGAAGGAAAGAACAGACCUGUGGUUGGGACAUCCAUGAUCUCCACGUGUCAGAACACCACCUGGACCAAUAUCUCCACAAACUUCCAGUGUGAAUAUGUUGGUUGCAGUGAUUCCCCUCCUCAGGUACCAGAUAACGUUAAGCUCUACUGGGACUCCAGCAUGCUGGAAAAAUCAACCGCCAUCUACAGCUGCGUGGAUGGCUUCGUUGCUAUCGGCUCUGUUCAGCAGCUGACUCUCACAUGUCUCAACAUGACCUGGGGAGAACUACCAAGCAACUUCCUAUGUGUGGGUAGUGACUAUAACUUUAUGAAUUCUGGGAACUUUGACGAUGUUAAUUACUUCUUCAUUGUCACCAUCCCUUCACUUGCAGCUCUGAUGUGCUUCAUGUGUUGCUGCCUGUGUUGUACCAGGAUUGACUCUCCACUCUUCUGCCUCUGCAGUCCCCGUAAGAAGAGCAAUAGUUAUCCCUAGCAUAAACUUGACCAGGCCAGACACUCUCAUGCUUUGCCUGUGGGACGUCUGAAGAAAAAACAAUAGUUACCCGUUAAAAUUAAGACCAAUAGUUACUCUUUAAGAGGAAGAGCACUAGUUAUUAUAAAAGAGAGCAAUAGUUAUCAAAAAACAAAGAAAGAGAAUAGUUUUCUUUAAAUUAUUAUUAAUACAGCAUCUAUUUGAAGUUCUAAAUAUUUUUUUUGUAAUGCAUACACACACACGAGCAGUGAAGUGACAACUGAAUACAAUAUUGUUUGUAAUCACAAGAUAGGUUUGACAAUGUAAGGUUUACUAGUGUUAUUAACAGGUCUCAGUUUUUAGGCUUACCUAUUUUUGUGCAAUUCAGAAUGCAUUGGCAUCGCUAGGGUUAGUGUCACCCUGGGCAGAUAUCUUUGGUGUCACCCCCAUGAAAUCCAAGGGCAGGGGGAUGGGGGGAGUAAACUCCAGUUACGUCACUACUGCAUGACUAAUGACUAGUGUUUAGCAAUGAGAACGUUUAAGGGCCAUAAACUGAACAGGAGAAUACUUCUCAACUUUAUUAAUGAUAAAAUAAAUAAUCAUAGUAAUAUUGAUGAAACAAACUCAAAUACCACUUUGAGUACAGGCAACAGAUCCUACAUUUAUUCAUCUUCAACAAUGCAAAAAAAAAAAAAAAAAAAAAUUGAAAAAUAAAGAAAAAAUUGCAA
Cherax quadricarinatus is the source of this 2777-nucleotide messenger RNA. RefSeq names its product CUB and sushi domain-containing protein 1. Lineage: Eukaryota; Metazoa; Arthropoda; Malacostraca; Decapoda; Parastacidae. The record is from RefSeq and is a predicted model, not a curated record.